Cooperia oncophora is the source of this 771-nucleotide messenger RNA. The record is from the annotation of a GenBank genome assembly. NCBI's taxonomy places the organism in Eukaryota, Metazoa, Nematoda, Chromadorea, Rhabditida, Trichostrongylidae.
AUGGGUUAUCUGCUUUGUGGCGGGCUUUGUCUUCUGUUGUUCACAGGAGUGGCUCCAGCGGAAUCGAUGAGGUACCAAGCGGUGCAGAAACGAUUUGAUAUCGACAUCGCCAAAAGGACAGAAUUGAGCGACUCAGAGAGUCUUCAGGAGUAUCCCGUCGUGACUGGUGGCCCGAAAGACGAAACGGCGACGGAGAAGCACGUGUUGAACUACAGCUCAAGUCCAUCACGGUUCGAUCCUGUUAGAGGAUUCAGCUUUUACAAGAAACGUUUUGACCCUUACAAAAAGAGGUUCGACCCCUAUGUGAAGCGCUUUGACCCUUUUUCAAAGCGUUUCGAUCCUUACGAGAAGCGAUUCGACCCCUUAUCGAAACGCUUCGAUCCAUACCUGAAACGCUUUGACGGAAGCUAUGGCAUCACUGAUGAGAUGGAUCCUCUCGAUAAGCGAUUCGAUCCUUAUUCAAAGAGAUUUGACGUCUCUGACCUAUACGACACCUACUCCAAGAGAUUCGAUGUCUACAAGCGAUUUCCGAGUUCGAAGAGAUUCGAACCUUUCAAGAGAUUCGAACCCUACUCGAAACGUUUCGACAUUUUCAAGCGAUUCGAUCCAUUUCCAUAUGCAUCGGCGCUGACCGACAUCGACGCUUAUGAGAUCUAUCCUGAUGUUCCGAAGCGCUACGAACCGACAUACUCAAAGGAGUACUGGGGACAACUGAACACAAAGCGAAAUAUAAUCGAUCCAUAUGCAUUCCAUGUAGGAUUUGGGCGUUAA